AUGGCUAUCAUCAAGGCUCGAGAUGGUACCUCCGAUCCGAUCAUCACGCGCAUGGUCGCGGAAGAUAAGGUGCCAUGGUACAAGAAACCUAACCUCCGCCUGAUGUACAUCUGGCUCUUCCUGUGUUGCAUGGGUGUAGAGAUGACAUCCGGUUUCGACUCGCAGUUGAUCGGCACACUGCAAUUCUCACAGCCGUUCAACAAAUACUUCGGUGAUGGCUACCAGACCCUCAACAGCAAGAAGAAAUUGCAGUGGGACAUCCGACCAGGCAUUCUUGGCUUCAUCUCGUCGUGCUACCAGCUUGGAUCCAUUCUCGCAGUGCCUAUUGCCCCAUGGAUCAAUCAAAAAUACGGAAGACGUUGGUCCAUCAUGGUGGGCUCUUCCAUUAUGGUUUGUGGAGCGUUACUGCAAGGUUUCGCUCAGCAUGUUGGCAUGUACGUCAUCGCUCGUAUGCUUCUCGGCGUUGGCAUCCUCUUCGCCAUCAUCUCAGGAUCCGCUCUCAUCGGAGAACUCGGUUAUCCUAAGGAGCGCGCAACCCUUACCUCGCUCUUCAACGCAUCGUAUUUCAUCGGAGCGAUCCUAGCUGCAGCCAUCGCAACUCGAACCACCGGCAUCAAGGGAGACUGGAGCUGGCGCCUUCCGUCUCUGCUGCAAAUCGUACCCUCGCUACUCCAAAUCUGCACCGUCUUCCUCCUCCCUGAGAGCCCCCGUUGGCUGAUCAGCAAAGACCGCGACGAUGAAGCCUUUGCCAUCCUCACCAAAUAUCACGCCGAAGGCGAUACCGACUCGCUCCUCGUGAAAGCAGAAAUGGCACAAAUCCGCUCGACCAUCAAGAUUGAGAUGGAGCACUCCAAUCAGUCAUGGCUCGACCUCUUCAAAACCGCCGGUAUGCGCCGCCGCGCCCUCAUCGCCGGUUUCCUCGGCCUCUUCACGCAGAUGAGCGGUAACACACUCCUCUCAUACUACCAAAACCUGCUUUUCGAGCUCAUCGGCUACACAACGGACUACGCAAAGACACGCAUCAACAUCGCCAACCAGUGCUGGAGUCUUUUGAACGCCGUGAUCAUCGCGGUGAUCGUGACACGCUUCCGGCGCCGCUGGAUGUUUAUGCUGUCCGCAGGAUCCAUGAUGCUAGUCUUCAUGAGCAUGACCAUCUGUUUCCAGCGCCUCGGGCACGCAAAGGACCAUGGAUAUUCCAACAAGUCGGCGCAAUACGCUGCGCUGUUCUUCUACUUCGCGUACUCGCCGUGCUACAACAUCGGCAACAACUCGCUCACGUACACGUACCUUGUUGAGCUGUUCCCGUACGCGCAGCGCUCUAUGGGUAUUGGGUUUGAGCAGAUUUUCGGCAAGUUGGGUGGCUUCUUCAGCAUCAAUGUUAAUCCGAUUGCGAUGAAGGCGCUGAGUUGGAAGUACUUCGCUAUUUACUGCGGAUGGAUUACUUUUGAGUUCUUGUUCGUGUACUUUAUGUACCCGGAGACGUACAAUCGUACGUUGGAGGAGCUCACGUUCUUGUUCGAAGACAAGGCGCUUGCGGAUGAAGCGGUCAAGGCUGUGGAGAAGCAGGUCAAUACUGCGCAUAUCGAUGGUGAGGAGCAUGGUGAUAAGACGCAUGUCACGGCUGUCGAGCGUGCUCUCUAA
Macroventuria anomochaeta is the source of this 1641-nucleotide messenger RNA. RefSeq names its product hexose transporter-like protein. Gene Ontology annotation, molecular function: carbohydrate:proton symporter activity. The transcript has 5 exons. Gene Ontology annotation, cellular component: membrane. Gene Ontology annotation, biological process: carbohydrate transport; transmembrane transport. Bases 1 to 1641 code for a protein of 546 amino acids. Lineage: Eukaryota; Fungi; Ascomycota; Dothideomycetes; Pleosporales; Didymellaceae. The record is from RefSeq and is a predicted model, not a curated record.